Molecule: messenger RNA, 947 nt
Organism: Cryptomeria japonica (Japanese cedar)
Lineage: Eukaryota; Viridiplantae; Streptophyta; Pinopsida; Cupressales; Cupressaceae
Product: cytochrome P450 71AU50-like
Exons: 2
Coding region: 141-908 (255 amino acids)
Molecular function (GO): monooxygenase activity; heme binding; oxidoreductase activity, acting on paired donors, with incorporation or reduction of molecular oxygen
Source: RefSeq, a predicted model, not a curated record
AGGGCAGGAGUUUUCACAGAUGGUGGCUGAGAUUAUGCAUCUGACGGGAGUAAUUGUUCCGAGAGACUUCAUUCCCUCUCUUGCUUUUCUCGAUUGGGGAGGCUACUGCCGCCGCAUGCAGGCCAUCAAUAAGGUAUUCGAUGAGUUUGCUGACAAGCUCAAUCGAUGAGCACAUUGAGCGAAGAAGGGUAAAAAAGUCGGAAAAACCGGACAUUGUGGACGUGAUGCUGGACAUGGCUGAGAUCGGAAGUGCGGAGAUGCAAGUCUCUCGGCUUCACAUCAAAGCAAUCAUCACGGAUAUGUUAAUUGCUGGAGUAGAGACAUCUACCACAACUUUAGAAUGGGCAAUGACUGAGCUGUUGAGAAACCCUCAAGCAAUGUCAAGGGCACAAGAGGAGAUUGAAUUAAAGGUUGGAAGAGAUCGUAUGGUAAGAGAGAGUGAUCUGGUAAGCUUAGACUACUUGCGAUGUAUGGUGAAGGAAACUCUUCGACUACAUGCACCAGCGCCCUUGCUCAUGGCACACGAGUCCACCCAGGGUUGCAAUGUUGGAGGAUACUACAUCCCACCAAAAACAAGGUUAUUUGUGAAUGUUUGGGCAAUCGGAAGGGAUGAAAGAGUUUGGGAAGAUCCUUUAGAAUUCAAGCCCGAGAGAUUUAUUGGCUCAAGCAUAGAUGUGAAUGGCCACCACUUCGAAUUGUUGUCUUUCGGAACAGGAAGGAGAGGAUGCCCUGGGAUUUACAUGGGGCUUUCUUCUGUUUACUUGGUUGUGGCUCAGCUCAUACAUUGCUUUCAUUGGAAUGUGGAGGGCGGUUUGGAUAGGGAGGAAACGUUUGGAUUGACCCUACCAAAGAAGUUUCCUAUCUCUGCUUUUCCCUCCUGGAAGCUCACCACUGACGACCCAUCAUAAGGUUGGAUGUACAGUUGGGAGAAAAACUACUAAUUGCUA